This is a messenger RNA of Cicer arietinum (chickpea), 767 nucleotides long. Its product is annotated as universal stress protein PHOS32. Lineage: Eukaryota; Viridiplantae; Streptophyta; Magnoliopsida; Fabales; Fabaceae. The record is from RefSeq and is a predicted model, not a curated record.
UGAAUGACCUUUAAACCCUUGUCAAAGUUAUUUGUUCUUCUCUAAACUCAAAAUUCAACUCAAUCUCUCUUCAUUCACAAAGAUGGGAAAAGAUAGAAUAAUUGGUGUGGCUUUGGAUUUCUCCAACAGCAGCAAGAACGCUCUAAAAUGGGCACUUGAGAAUUUAGCUGAAAAAGGUGACAACAUUUACAUCAUUCACAUAAGCCAUGAUUCUCUUGAUGAGUCUCGUAAUCAGAUAUGGGCCAAAUCUGGUUCUCCUCUUAUUCCGUUGAAAGAGUUCAGAGAACCUGAGAUAAUGAAGAAGUAUGGUGUUCAAAUUGAUAUUGAGGUUCUUGAUUUGCUUGACACUGUUUCAAGACAAAAAGAGGUGAAUAUUGUUGCAAAAGUAUAUUGGGGGGAUGCAAGAGAGAAACUUUUGGAUGCUAUUGAUGAUCUGAAACUGGAUUCUCUGGUUAUGGGAAGCAGGGGUCUCAGCACAAUUCAAAGGAUAUUAUUGGGAAGUGUAAGCAACUUUGUGAUGACUCAUGCUCCUUGCCCCGUGACUAUUGUCAAGGAUCUGAGCAGCACCAGCAGCAAGUGAUAGUUAUCAAUUUGAGAGUGCAUUUAAAUUUGAAAUCAUCUGUUUAUUGUAUUGAGGUACUUGAAAUUAUGCUAUAUUAUUAUGAUCACUUUCUGGUUUAUUUUAUUGAAGAAAUAAUGAAUUUAUGUAAUUCACACUUAUUUUAGGACUCUAUAAUUUAAUUACUCAUCCAAUUUAUUGAUUUUCA